Molecule: messenger RNA, 819 nt
Organism: Lathyrus sativus (Indian pea)
Lineage: Eukaryota; Viridiplantae; Streptophyta; Magnoliopsida; Fabales; Fabaceae
Source: the annotation of a GenBank genome assembly
AUGAUUGAUAGGUUUGACUGUGUUAUCAAUCAUGGGGGUGUGUCUGACGAGUUUAACAGAAUAUGUUACAAGGGGUUAAAGAAGAUUUGGCAAGUUGACCCGGAUUUUUGGAGUUAUUUUAAGAUCCUGGGUGGGUUAAAAAAUUUAGGGUACCCAAAAGUUGAGAGCUUGUGGUAUUAUCAUGCAAUGGAUGAUAAUGAGCUAGUGAUGUUGCAAGAUGACGCAGGAACAAAUAGAAUGAAAACGAUUGCAUUUAUCAAUGAGAAUGUUCAUCUAUAUGUAAUGCAUCUAGUGUAUGAGAAAGAGCAAAUACUGCCUCUUGAAAAUAAUGUAGGUCCCAAUGGUGUAGAUGACGACAUUUUGAAAGAUGACAUGUUGAAUGAAUUGAAUAAUUGUGUAAAAAAAACUUUUGAUGACUUGGGGACCAUUGAAGAAUUUAAUAAUCUAGGUGACAAGUUUGAUGAAGGAAGGCCCACUGAUGUAGAAGAUUCAACUGCAGUUGACCAAGAAGGUUCAUUUAAGGAUGUUAAUGUGGAUGAGACCACUGAGGGCCUUAACCAAAAAGAGUUAUGUCAGGAUGUUAACUUUGAGGGGGACACUGUGUCUGAGGAUACAAUAGUGAAUAUUACUUUAGAUGGGACUACUGAUCAUAUUUUAUGUGACCAAGAAGAUGAUAUAUUAGAUGGCACAUAUUAUAUGGUGUCGCAAGUGCGAAAAAGAGCCGGCGGAAACAAACAGAAGAGUCGCCACCGAACGUUAUUUAUCCCAAAGAGAGGGAAAAGAAACGAUCGAAGAAAACCUAAAAGAAAGGAAAAAUAA